Messenger RNA from Knipowitschia caucasica, 1434 nucleotides. NCBI's taxonomy places the organism in Eukaryota, Metazoa, Chordata, Actinopteri, Gobiiformes, Gobiidae. The record is from the annotation of a GenBank genome assembly.
AUGCUGGACAAGGACGUGUCCGAGCUGGGACCGAGGGAGCUCACCCAGAACCCGCUGCGGAAGAUAUGGAUGCCGAGGGCUGCGAACGGGCUCAUCCAGAGACCCAUUACGCAGAGACGGGUGUGCAUGACGAACUGCCCCACGCUGAUCGUAACCGUGGGACUUCCGGCUCGAGGGAAAACGUACAUAUCCAAGAAGUUGACCAGAUAUCUGAACUGGAUCGGAGUUCCAACAAAAGUUUUUAACGUCGGCCAGUACAGAAGAGAGUGUCUGAAGAUCUACAAGUCGUUUGAAUUCUUCCGUCCAGACAACGAAGAAGGCCUUAAAAUCAGACGUCAAUGCGCCACGACUGCUCUGAACGACGUGCGGCAGUACCUCAGCGUGGAAGGAGGACAAGUGGCAGUUUUUGAUGCCACAAAUACGACCAGGGACCGGAGAGCCACCAUCCUGAAGUUUGCAGAACAGAACGGCUUCAAGGUUUUUUUUGUGGAGUCCGUGUGUGAAGACCCAGAUGUCAUUGCAGAAAACAUAGUGCAGGUGAAGCUGGACAGCCCUGACUACGUCCACGCCAACUCUGAGGAGGCCAUUGAGGACUUCAUGAAGAGGAUUAAAUGUUAUGAAUCGUCCUAUCAGCCGCUGGACGAGACUCUAGACAAGGACCUGUCGUACAUAAAGGUGAUGGACAAGGGGAGGAGGUACCUGGUGAACCGCGUCCUGGACCACGUUCAGAGUCGGAUAGUCUAUUAUCUGAUGAACAUCCACAUCGCGCCACGCUCCAUCUACCUGAGCCGCCACGGAGAGAGCCACCUCAACAUCAAGGGCCGCAUCGGCGGGGACUCAGGCCUAUCAGAGCGUGGGAAAGAGUACGCGUCACAUCUGCGGAAGUUCAUCCAGGAGCAGGACAUCAAGGACCUGAAGGUCUGGACCAGUCAGAUGAAGAGGACCAUCCAGACGGCAGAGUGUCUGGGCGUCCCCUACGAGCAGUGGAAGGCCCUGAACGAGAUCGACGCGGGCGUAUGUGAGGAGAUGAUGUACGAGGAGAUCCAGGAGAACUUCCCUCUGGAGUUUGCCAUGAGAGACCAGGACAAAUACCGCUACAGAUAUCCCAAAGGAGAGUCGUACGAAGACCUGGUGCAGCGUCUGGAGCCGGUCAUCAUGGAGCUGGAGCGCCAGGAGAACGUCCUGGUGAUCUGUCAUCAGGCCGUGAUGCGCUGUCUGCUGGCCUACUUCCUCGACAAAACUGCAGAUGAGCUGCCUUAUCUAAAAUGCCCUUUGCACACUGUCCUCAAACUGACCCCUGUGGCUUAUGGUUGUAAAGUGGAGUCCAUGUGUUUGGGAGUGGAUUCAGUGAACACGCACCGAGACAGACCAGUGAACGUGAUGGCUCAGCGCAGCACAGAGGACGCUCUCCAGACCGUCCCGGCUCAUUACUGA